Vicugna pacos (alpaca) is the source of this 3925-nucleotide messenger RNA. RefSeq lists its product as uncharacterized. Gene Ontology annotation, molecular function: DNA-binding transcription repressor activity, RNA polymerase II-specific; RNA polymerase II cis-regulatory region sequence-specific DNA binding. NCBI's taxonomy places the organism in Eukaryota, Metazoa, Chordata, Mammalia, Artiodactyla, Camelidae. Gene Ontology annotation, cellular component: nucleoplasm; nucleus. The record is from RefSeq and is a predicted model, not a curated record. Gene Ontology annotation, biological process: regulation of cytokine production; negative regulation of transcription by RNA polymerase II; regulation of immune system process.
CAAGAUCCUCGAACCGGGCGCGGCAAUACUACGUCACAGAGGGACUGCGAGGAACCAGAUUCCGCGGCUCUGGACGAAGGUCUAUUGGCUCUCGUCGGCCGCCAUCCUUCCAGCUUCCGAGGGUCCUAACGCCUGCGGGGGUUGAUCGCCGGGCUACGGACUCUAAAGCAAAGUGUGUAGAACUGUGGUUCCGUGGUUUGGUCCAGCGGUGAAGACGGAGGUCAUCCGUCAGUUGAGCAUUUUUGUCAUCUGCCAACAGUUCUGGCCAGCCAGCAGGUGUGUGGACUGGAGUAAGAAGGAGCUGCUUCUGCCUCCGACUUGGAGGUUCCAUCCUGCGGGAACAAGACAUUUUCUGCAAUAGAAGGAGAGGGUUCCUUGCUUGGGAGAUCAUCGUUCCAGAAGCAGCCUGACCUGAGAUAUCUGACCACAACUUCGGGGCAGGCCCGGAGAGAUAGAAGACAGAGCACACCUUAGAGUUGCUAGCCCUUUCUUAAGAACUGGAGAAAAUGACCAAAGUCCAGGGAUCGUUGUCAUUCGAGGACGUGGCUGUGGGUUUCACCUGGGAGGAGUGGCAGCUACUGGAUGCAUCCCAGAAGGACCUGUACAGGGAUGUCAUGUUGGAGAACUACCACAACCUCGUGUCAGUAGGACAUCAAGCUACCAAACCAGAUUCACUGUUUCAGUGGGAGCGCGGACAACCACCGUGGAGAGCAGAGGGAGCAGCCCCUAGGCACACCUGUCCAGAAGAAAUGUGGGAGCUUGACCAUAUGCAGUGGCACCCAGAAAACCAAAACGGGAUUAAAACUGUGGACAGAUAUCAGCAAAGUUAUGCACUUGGAAGUAAUGUCAAUGUAUGCAAAAGUCUGGUUCCUUUAACACAAAGACACAAUAAGUUUGGCUCACAUUGUAAACAUUUGAAAUCACAUUUAGGUUUUGUUACUGAGAAUAGAAGACACACAGGAAAGAAUUCUGAUGAGUUUAGCGGAUAUGGGAAAUCAUCUCACUACGUCCAGCAUGAUAAAACUCUUACCAGUAUUAAAUACCACGGUUGUGUUAAACCCAGUAGCACUAAAUCACAGCUCAGUGACCAUCAAAAAACUUAUCCAGGAAAGAAACCACAUCAGUGCAGUGGGUGCGGGAAAGCUUUUUCCAGGAAGGCACAGCUCGUUAGACAUCAGAGAACUGAAAGAGGAGAGAAACCCCACAGAUGCAAUGAAUGUGGGAAAACGUUCAUGAGGAAGAUUCAGCUCACUGAACAUCAGAGAACUCAUACGGGAGAGAAACCCCACGAAUGUGCCGACUGUGGAAAAGCCUUUUCCAGAAAGUCACAGCUCAUGGUACAUCAGAGAACUCACACGGGAGAGAAACCCUAUGAGUGCGGCGAAUGUGGGAAAGCCUUCAGCCGGAAGUGCCGGCUCAGUAGACAUCAGCGAUCUCACACUGGAGAGAAGCUCUACGGAUGCAGUGUGUGUGGGAAAGCCUUUUCCCAGAAGGCCUACCUCAUUGCACAUCAGAGACUUCACACAGGAGAGAAGCCUUAUGAAUGCAGUGAAUGUGGGAGAACCUUCUUUUUUAAGUCAGACCUGACCAAGCAUCAGAGAAUUCAUACGGGAGAGAAACCUUACGAAUGCAGUGACUGUGAAAAAGCCUUCCGAAGCAAGUCCAAGCUCAUUCAGCAUCAGCGAACUCACACCGGAGAGAGACCGUAUGCCUGCAGUGAAUGUGGCAAAGCCUUUGCCCACAUGUCCGUCCUCAUCAAACAUAAGAAAACUCAUACGCGAGAGAAAGCUCUCAAUUCAUUGAAGGUGGAGAAACCUUCCUCGGGGAGUCAUAGCUCUUUAUACAUGAGUGACCUGGUCCAGGAGCAAAAGGCUAUGAACACAGUGCCUGCAGAAAUGUCUUCUUUGGGAACUCAGCCCUCGUUAAACAUCGGCGAGCUCCUUGGGGCCAGAAACGUAGUGAUUGUGCAGCAGCCUUGUCCACGAAGUCCAGCCUCAGUAGCUAAUCGGGAAUUCACACAGGGAGCGAACCUUGCAGAUGCAAUGAAUGUGACAACCCCUUCAGUAAUAAAGUAUGUCUUAUAUGUCACAGAUACUGCAUAGGAAAAAAACAAUUCUCCGGUACCGGAAGCGUGGAAAAGCCUUUAGCGUGAAUCCGCCCCACAUCUGUUAUGUGUCGGCUCACUUAGGACAGAAAUGCCGUGGAUGCAGUGGUGGCGGAGGAUGCCCCACAAGGGUCAGACUUGGUAAGUACCUGUGAGAUCACGUUGCCCAGAAAUGCAGCCAUUGGGGGAAGCCUUUGCCUGGAGGUGGCAUCGCGGUUGCUACCACAGAAUUCUCACAGGACCACAACCUUAGGAAGGAAUGCGAUCUCUUUCAGUGAUAAGUUGUACCUUAUCACUCGUCAGAGAAGCACAGAAAGACGACUCUAGAGGCACUAGAUGUGGAACACGUGUUCACCAACGUGGAAGAACUCGUAGAAAAGAGAAACCCACUGAAUGCAAAAAGAAAAAAGAAACAUCUAUCACUAAACGAAUUCUUGUAUCACCGUUUUACCUUGAGAAAGUGGGAAAGACUUCUCUAAUAAAGGAAAUCAUCUUGGACACCAGGAAUUGCAUGAUGUAGUAGAAACCUGAGAAUAUAAUGAAUAUAGAAGUACAGCUGUAUUAGUUUCUUAUGGAUGCUGCAACAAAUUACCACAAAUAUGGUGUCUCAGAACAACACAGUGUAUUAUUCUGGAGUCUGAAGUCCAAAGUGCACCUCACUGGUCUAAAAGCAAGGCUGUUGGCAGGGCUGCAUUUCUUUUUGGAGGCUCUCGAGGAGAACCUUUUUCUUUGCUUUUCCAGCUUCUAGAAGCUGCCCAGAUUCCAUGGUUUGUGGCCCCUUUCCUUCCUCAAAGCCAUCAAUUGCAGGUCAAAUCUUUCAUCAGUCUAACAGUCAUUUUUCGACUUCUUUCAUCCACACUCAAGGACCCUUGUGAUUAUAGUGGACCUACCCACAUAAUCCAGGAUAAUCUCCCUAUCUUAAAAUCAGCUAAUUAGCAGCUUUAACUCCAUCUGCUACCUUGUAUCCUCUUUGCCUUAUAAUUUAACAGGUCCUGGAGACUGGGAUGUAGACAUCUUUGGGAGGCCAUUAUUCUGCCUACCGGAGACCACCCUUUGGCACCCAGUGAUCUGUUUCCAUCCCACGUGCCCAAUGCAUUCACCCUGUCCCAGUAUCUCUGAAUGGCUCAACCCAUUACAGCCCCAACCCAGAGUCCAAAGUCUCACCUAAAAUUCAUCAGCUCGGCAGCACCCAAUCUCAUCAUCUAGGUCAAGUAUCAGUGAGGCUUUGGGUAUAAUCCAUCCCGAGGCACAACUCUCUCUGAACCUCUAAAACUCUUCAUAUAAGAAACAACUUAUAUGGUCCUAACAUACUUAGUUCCCUCUUCUACCUUAAUUCCCCUUUACCAUGCAGUGUGACAUACAGAUUCUGACAAUUAGGACAUAAACAUCUUUGGACUUGACAUUAUUUCGCCUACCACAAAAACAUAAGACUUCAGCGAAUUUACACUUCGAUAAAUUCCUACGUAGCCCUUAAAUAAAUUUGGGGAAGCAUGUUUCCGGAGAAAGAAUUAUCUAAAGUAAUUAUGAACUAAAUACAUUAACAUUUUUUCUUUAAUCAGAGAACCCUACACCGAGUGUUAGAUAUGAACACUGCACAAUGUUCUUGAAAUGUAUAAAUCAGAUUAUCAGCACAGGAAAAGAACCCUUAAAUGUCCUAAAGGAACAUGAGAUUUAUGCUGCUUGGAACUGCUGCCAGACAACGUUUGCAUCUAACUAUGAAACUGUAUAGAUUUAUAUAUUUGUGUAUAUCACGAUGCACCUAAAUACUGACCAGUGUUUUCACAGCCAAUUCUAACAACUCCUUUUUCUUCAACAGGAUAA